Messenger RNA from Lactuca virosa, 2244 nucleotides. Lineage: Eukaryota; Viridiplantae; Streptophyta; Magnoliopsida; Asterales; Asteraceae. The record is from the annotation of a GenBank genome assembly.
AGAAAAAAAAAUAAAUAAUAAAAAAUUAAAUUAUGGGGAAGGAAAACGACAAGGGUUUUUCAUUCGGAGGCAAUCAGACUCCUCCGAGAUGAUGAUGAACCACAAGACCCACCACCACCGCUCUUCUCCGUCACGCAACUCUCCGCCAGAAACCCAUUCCGGAAAAUUAAUGUGUGUCAUCGCUCUCCCUGUUCCUGCCCUCAACAACAAUGAUCAAAAUUCUUCUGCCGUUUCUCAAAUCAUCAAUGGCGCCUGCAAUGUUGGUAGUAAACGGAAGAAAAAACAUUCCGAUGCUCAAAAAUGCACCCACCAUGUGCAGGGAUGUGAUCAAGUUAACGCUAAACAGGAGGAGGAGCAUCUUGGAAAUGAAAAAAAGUUUGUAGAUUUUGGUAAGGUGAAAAUGAAGAAGAGGAAGGGUUCAGACAUUGACGAUUUUCAGCAUUGUGGAGACAACAAAUUGAAGAAAAAGAAGAAGAAUAACUCCACAGAAGAGGGGGAGCAUAUGGUAACUGAAAACACUUUACUACAGCAUUUUGGUACGCCUGAGCGCAAGGAUGAAAUUUCUAACAGGGUGAUUGAAACAACUACAGAAUGUGAUCAUUCUAAAAACAAGAGGACACUACAAGUUAAUGCUACAAAGGCGGAGGAGAUUUUGGGAACUGGAAACACUUCAGAGUAUCUUGUUACUGAUAUGAAGAAUGGAGCUCCUAAGAAACACAAAAAGUACAAGAAACAAAAGGAUUUGAUGGUUAAUGAGUCAACUACGGUGGUGAAAAGAAAGAGAAUGAAACCUGAGAGCAGAAAGGAGGAGGAACAUUUGGUUAAGGACAGUAAUUUACAGCAUCUUAGUAUGCUUGUGUCUAGUAAGGAGGAGGAGAAAAAACAAAGGGUAAAAGAGACAAGCCCACUUUUGAAUCAGGUUAAUGAUGCUAAGAAUGAGAAGAAAAAGAAGACAUCAUUAGAUAACACUACAGAAGAGGGUGAACAUGUGCAAAUUGAUAACAACUUACAGAAGCUGAAACAUAAGGUUGCAGAGAUGACUGCUCAUUUGAAUGAAGGAUGUGAAUCUAACAAAAAGAAGAAGAAGAAGAAGAAGAAGAAGAAGAAGAAGAAGCAUCUGAGACCCAAUGAUAGUGCACAAGAUUUAGUUAAAGGUGAUGAGCAAGAUAAUGUUUCUAAAAACAAGAAGAGGGAGCGUCUGGUUCUGGAUAAUCCGUUUUCUGAAUUCAUGUACACAGGUGGCAGUGGUCAUACAAUUUCUAAUAAGGUAGGUACAUUUUGGCAUUCAACCUCUCAUGGGAUUGCUUCCAAUGAACAAAAUGAUCAAAAGACAUCACCCUACUUCCACAUGGCAGUAGUAAAAGAAGAAAAGCAAGGUUCAAUUGAUGAUCAAAAGGCAUCAUCAGUAAAAGAAGAUGAAGGCUCUCAGAAAAAGAAAGACACGGUCAGAGUGUCACCCUACUUUCAGAAGGCAGUAGCAAAAGAGGAAGAAGCUUCUGUUGGUGAUAAGAACAAGUCCAGAGUGAAGGUAUCGCCUUACUUUCAAAAGACACUAAAAGGAAAAGUGGCUUCGUCUUCUUCUGCUGUAGGUCGCUGCAAUAAAGGGGGGGAAGGAGAAUCAACAAAAGAUGAUAGUAAUAAUAAUAAAAAAGAAAGUGAAAACACCAAGAAAAAGAAGAAGAGAUCAGAUUACCUUACUGUUGCACAAAAGAGAGAUGAGGCAUACAAAAAAAAAACUCCAGAUAACACAUGGAUUCCUCCUCGAUCCUGUCAUAAUCUCAUUCAGGAGGAUCAUAUCCAUGAUCCUUGGAGGAUUCUCACUAUAUGUCUACUUUUAAAUCAAACACAGGGGUUGCAGGUGAAACGGGUUAUAUCGGAUUUCUUUACUUUAUGCCCAGAUGCAAAAACUGCUAGUCAGGUUCCAGUACAGGUGAUUGAAGAGCUUAUAAAACCACUUGGACUACAAAAAAAGAGGUCAACCAUGAUUCAAGUCCUUUCUGAACAAAUUUUGAAUGAUGAAUGGACAUAUGUUACCGAACUGCAUGGCGUUGGGAAGUACGCAGCAGAUGCAUAUGCGAUAUUUUGCACGGGGCAUUGGAACCGCGUGGUGCCCAAGGAUCACAUGCUAAACAGGUACUGGGAAUGGCUUCAUGAGAAUAAGGAGGCAUUGCAUUUAGUCGGUUAAGUAUCUGAAUCUAUACAAUAUCUGAUUAUAUUUAUAUUUAUAUUUACAAGUAGAAGAGU